Messenger RNA from Mizuhopecten yessoensis (Yesso scallop), 1001 nucleotides. RefSeq names its product solute carrier family 25 member 45-like. NCBI's taxonomy places the organism in Eukaryota, Metazoa, Mollusca, Bivalvia, Pectinida, Pectinidae. The record is from RefSeq and is a predicted model, not a curated record. The coding region runs from base 105 to 1001 and encodes 298 amino acids. Gene Ontology annotation, molecular function: transmembrane transporter activity. Gene Ontology annotation, biological process: transmembrane transport. Gene Ontology annotation, cellular component: mitochondrion. The transcript is spliced from 6 exons.
GGAUAACUAUUUUUCAAGUUUUCAGCAGAAUAUAUAAAUAUCUGGUAAAACGACCAGAGGGCCCUGAAGACAGUUUUAUCUACCAAGGCAGAUUAUACAGAAGGAUGUCGGGACACUGGACACACCACUACAUAGCAGGGGGAGUGGGAGGGGCAGCAGGGCUCCUGGUUGGUCAUCCGUUUGAUACCGUAAAGGUCCAGUUACAGACCCGGACCGUUGACCAGCGUUAUCGUGGGACGAUAGACGCUAUGUCGGGUAUCAACCAGACCGGCUGGGUACGAGGAUUCUUCCGUGGAUUGUCGUGGCCCCUGUUUACCUUUGGUAUAGUUAACAGCAUACUUCUCGGCGUAUAUGGCAACACAAUGAAGAUUUUAGAAAGGGAGGACCCAAAAACCCGGAAGACGCAUUAUACCAAUGUGUACUUAGCCGGAUGUGCCGGCGGAGCAACAUUCCAAGUGGUAGCAAUACCAUUUGAUUACAUAAAAGUAGUUCUUCAAUCGCAAAUUCAGCAGGAAAAGAGUGGUUCAGUGGAGACUCGUCAUCAGAAGAGGUAUUAUUUUCGCGGGCCUGUAGAAUGUACCAUCCACACCUACCGAACAUUAGGUCUGUCAGGUCUGUAUAAGGGGGGAACUGUAAUGGCGGUAAGAGACAUCCCGACCUGUGGCCUGUACAUGCUCACAUAUUCCUACAUUGGCGACUUUCUCAGGAAGAAACAUUGGACAGACAAUCGGGGUAUCAUCGCUGAGCUUGUCUCCGGGGGAUGUGCAGGGAGUUUUGCUUGGUUUGCGACCAUGCCUUUCGAUGUCAUAAAAAGUCGGUAUCAGGCAGAUUUUAGCGGUGUUUAUAAGCGCCCUUUAGACUGUGCUAUUGCUAGUUAUAAAGAAGAGGGUUUCCGAGUGUUUUACAGAGGCACUGUCGUUACUUGUUUACGUGCUUUCCCGUCAUGUGCAGUUGCGAUGCUCGUUUAUUCAUAUAUAUUGGAUGUAUUAAAGAAAACUUAA